This is a messenger RNA of Oryzias melastigma (Indian medaka), 1824 nucleotides long. It is a transcript of the gene tmem9, whose product is annotated as transmembrane protein 9. The transcript has 6 exons. The record is from RefSeq and is a predicted model, not a curated record. Gene Ontology annotation, cellular component: lysosomal membrane. NCBI's taxonomy places the organism in Eukaryota, Metazoa, Chordata, Actinopteri, Beloniformes, Adrianichthyidae. Bases 192 to 755 code for a protein of 187 amino acids.
GUCGAUCCAGUUUCACAUUUUCGUGACGACAGUCCGGAUCCAGGAAGAACAACUCAUUUCAGCGUUUACAGCUUUUUCACAGGUUCUGCGAUUCAUGCUAGUGCUGUGUCCUGAAUGCACAACACAAACUCGUUGCGAACGAGCUGUUAACACAGCGUCAGUGGAGAACUUUCCGCUCCAGCAGCAGAGAGAUGUUUGGUAAAUACGGACCCUUGAGCUUCUUAGCAGCAACAGUCGUGACGGUGUUGCUUCUGGAUGCUGCUGCUGUUGCAGACGCUAAGAACUUUGAAGAUGUUCGCUGCAAGUGCAUCUGCCCUCCGUACAGAAACAUCAGUGGCAACAUUUAUAACAAAAAUGUUACCCAGAAAGAUUGUACCUGCCUCCAUGUUGUUGAGCCCAUGCCAGUUCCUGGAUAUGAUGUAGAAGCUUACUGUCUGCUGUGUGAGUGCAAGUAUGAGGAGCGGAGCAGCAACACCAUCAAGGUCACCAUCAUCAUUUACCUGUCGGUCGUGGGCGCAUUGCUGCUCUACAUGCUGUUCCUGCUCCUUGUUGAUCCUCUCAUCCGCAAACAUGACCCCUACACUCAGCCUCUGCACAACGAGGAAGACAGCGAGGAGAUGCGUCCGCAGGCCGACAGUGGGCCGAACAGAGGAAACACGGUGCUGGAGCGGGUCGAGGGAGCACAGCAGCGCUGGAAGAAGCAGGUGCAGGAGCAGCGAAAGACCGUUUUCGAUCGACACAAAAUGCUGAGUUAAACCGUCCCCUUGAGAUUAAAAGCAGGUUUUAGUGUAGAUGACCUCCUUAAACUCAGAUCACAAACCAGCACAGCAUCACUCUGGAUCAGUGUUUCCACAACAAAAAACAGCAUGACCAUUCAACAGUCUCGACGUCAAUCAGCUUUUGGCUGUAACGAGCUAAAAAUGAAAACAUGUUUUGCACACUUUAAAAGUAAAUAUGCUUAUUAUGGAAUGUAUUAUGAUUAAUCUUGAAGAUAUUCUGAUGUUUCAAUAAUGAGUAAAUAUUGGGCAGCUUUUGGUCCAUUUAGAAACUUACCUCACGAGUGGUACACUGGUUUCAUUUCAACUCGCUAGCUUAGGCAGUUGCAGUUCUUCCAAGCUUAUCGAUAUGAAAUACUUGAUGUAAAAACGUUAAUAUGUUCUGUGUUUGCAGUACGGUCUGCUCCUCUCAGAUCUUUUUCACCUCAUUCUGUGCCUUUUCCCUUCUCUCUGUGAGGGAAAAUGUGUUGAAUGGACUCAAAAGAGACUGAAAAACCAGCACUUAAACGCUUCCAAAACAUUUGAUUGUUCUUUAAUUUAAUCCAAUAUUUUGUUUUUGCACUCGUGUGAAAUAAUAUAUGAAAAAAUGUCCUUUAAGAAUGUUUUUAUUUUACUUUAAGAAAAAAAAAGAACUGAACUUAAUCAGUUUUCGCAUCAAAGCUUGAAGUUUUAUUUUUUCCAAAAACAAAGAAAAGACAUAAGAUCCUGUAUUCUGUGCUUUGUAACUUCAACUUAUUGAAUGUUUAUUGAUCAGCUAUUGCCGUGUUUUUACACAGAUGAUGGUAACAUUAAAGGAAAAAUCUUACAUUGAACCCUGUAAAAAAUGAAGAAUUUGAAGAACCAAUAUUAAAUUACAGCUGUUACAGAAAUUUGUAGGAUGAAGUCGACAUCCACUCCGGCUGUUUUGAUGAUUCAAAGUGGCGUGAAGCUUUUCUAAAACUUCUUAUGUUGUAUUUUCCUUUAAUUCUUUCCUCUUUUAGCUUAAAAUGACAAUUUUACUGAUGGCAUGUUUAGUUCAAUGCUUAAUAAAGAAAAACAACAUGCUUAA